AUGAAGUGCCACGAGGAACCUCAUGAGGCCACCCGAAGAAAAAGCUAUGAUCAGAAUAGGAAUGCAGCGGAAACAAGAAUCCUAAUAGUGACACAGCAAAAAAAACCCUCUCUAAAGAAUGAAAAACAGCAGAAUAUAUUAAAAGUACAGCGCAGACAAAUCAAUCAUGGGAAAGAGGAUGUCCCACAAGCAAGAUACAUUAAAAUGACGCAGCAUAAGAGGACAAAACUUCAGGAAAAUCGAACAAGAAAUAUUAUCCUAAACGGAAUACCACACAAAGAGUCAUCCUCAUAUUGA
Molecule: messenger RNA, 297 nt
Organism: Plasmodium inui San Antonio 1
Lineage: Eukaryota; Apicomplexa; Aconoidasida; Haemosporida; Plasmodiidae
Exons: 1
Coding region: 1-297 (98 amino acids)
Source: RefSeq, a predicted model, not a curated record